Molecule: messenger RNA, 2316 nt
Organism: Nerophis lumbriciformis (worm pipefish)
Lineage: Eukaryota; Metazoa; Chordata; Actinopteri; Syngnathiformes; Syngnathidae
Source: RefSeq, a predicted model, not a curated record
AUGGCAAGUGUGCAUGAAAGUUUGUAUUUCAACCCAAUGAUGACGAACGGAGUGGUCCACGCUAAUGUUUUUGGAACUAAAGACUGGGUCAGUCCUUAUAAAAUCUCCGUGUUGUCUUUGCUGUACGAGAUGACAUCGUCGUCGAAGAUUACUCUGCCGGAAAGAAGACGCCUGAACAAGCUUAUUUUACCUCUCCAGCAGAGCUCGGACGUGUCUCUUGGCCAUUUCCUCAAGACUGUGGGAGAGUGUUGUUCUGAGACUGCAUAUUCCGUCAAAAUAAGGCUUCAUGAAAUGGUCAACGGAGAGCUGAGAGACAUGGACUGUUUCUUUUCCACUCUGCCUACUCCCUUCACGGCUUUUGAUUCAGAGGCGUAUAAAACAAGUGUUGUGGGUCUUUUCAUGAGACACAUGUUGCUGGCCUAUAAUAAGCUUUCCUUCAGUCAGGUGUACAAGUUGUACAAGUCCCUCCAGCACUACUACCACAAUAACGAUCCCAAGCCCACCGAAGGCCAUAUGUGUUCAAUGGCAAUGGCUGUUGAUGAUUGUGAUAUGGAUCUCACCAGCACUGAAGAUACGGUUGGGGACCGACUAGACAGAGACGACAAGGACAACUUUUUAGACCAAUCAGAAAUUGGGCAUGAAAUUACACCAAGCAGAGGUCCCCUGUCACAAAAACAGGCAGAGUACUUUCUUGCGAGACAGGCAUACCUUCUGAAAAAUGACGAGUGUAAAGCUCUGAAGCCUGCAUUGCUGCAAGAGGAACUCAACAACAUGCUGAAGUUUAACCCAGACUUUGCUGAGGCGCACUACUUGAACUAUCUUAACAGCAUCAGAGUACAGGACAUCUUCCUUUCCACCCACAGUCUCUUACAUUAUUUUGACCGCCUCAUCUUGUCUGGGAGUGAAGGAAAGAGCAAUGGAGAAGAAGGCUACGGCAGAAAUCUCCGUUACGCCACCCUCAACCUGGCCAGCCUCCACUGUCGCUUCGGACACUAUCAGCAGGCUGCUCUAGUUCUGCAGGAAGCCAUCCGCAUCGCCCAAGAAUCUAAUGACCAUGUCUGUUUGCAGCACUGUUUGAGUUGGCUCUAUACACUGGAACAGAUGAAGGGAUGCGACAGCACAGUUUUAACGGAGGAUUCUGUCAAAAUGGCUGUUCAUUUCUGCCUGCCGUACCUGGCCUCACUAGGCAUCCAGUCUUUGGUCCAGCAGGGGACAAGGCAAGGGAAAACUGCACAUAAACUGAUGGAUGCGCUGAAGGACACGGACAUCCUCCACUGGAAGCACAGCCUGUCGGAGCUGAUCGAGAUCAGUUUGGCUCAGACAACAUCCAUAUGGAGGAUGUACGGCAAAAGCACGAUGGCUCUGCAGCAGGCCCAACUGCUUCUCCACAUGAGCAGCUUGGAACCAGUCAAUUAUGGGGUCCAGCAGAACAACACGGAGCCCUUCAAUGUGGCUCUCUGCCAUCUGGCUGAGUUGCAUGCUGAGCAGGGCCUGUACGGUGCAGCUUCAGACAUCCUCCAGCACCUGAAAGAUCAGUUUCCUGCUCACACACAGCAUGCCAAGCUCUGGAUGCUAUGUGACCUAAAAAUCCAGUUCGAAAGGCACAUGAUUGAGGGAAAAUACAACUUGGCAGAGCAGCUGAUCACGUCUAUUUCUGCUUUAAACAAAACCGAGGGUCUCUUCAGGAAAGUCCAAGUUUUAAAAGUUCUUAAUCGAACCACUGAGGCUUACAGCAUCUUGCAGCGACUGCACAUGCACUGCGAAAAGACCAAAUGCACAGAGACAGUUAUCAGAGUUAUGCUAUCUACAGCUGAACUCCAUUGGGAGUCAAAUGGUUUCUCGACAGCCCUUCCUCUCCUCUUCCAAGCCUUGGCUCUGGCCCGACAGCACCACCUACAGUCACUGGCCUCAGAGACGCUCCUCCACUUGACCUUCACACAGUUGAUGUUGGGUGUACCUGAGAAGGCUCUUCUUGUCUUGCAUGAAGCCAUUGAGCCUGUUCUGGCGCACGGAGCGCUGGUGGACAAAGGUCGCGCACUGCUGCUGGCAGCCCGCUGUCAGAUGGCUGUUGCUGGAUUUAGGCCAGAUAGUCAAGGGCAAGCAGUUGCUGUUUCGGCGGUGGAGAUGUUAAAUGAGGCUGCUGCCUAUUUCACCAAGUUAAAUUGCAAAGAGCACCUGCGAGAGGUCCACUACUUGCAGGCUCAGCUCUACAAUUCUUUGGGACAAACGUCACAACGCAACAAAAGUGCCAUGCUCUUUCGCCUUUUGGACCAGGAGCUGCGGUCACCCGCACUCCCACUGUCUAUGCGUCUCUAA